UUCUUUUUUUUUUUCCUUCCAAACAGACACUCUCAACUUUCUUUUGUUCUUCAUUUUCCUUUCAAUCAUGUCUUGCUUCAUUAGCAAAUACGCCGAUGAGCUAGCUAAAAACGCUGCCUACAUCGGCACACCUGGGAAGGGAAUCCUUGCGGCUGAUGAAUCCACCGGCACAAUCGGCAAGCGUCUUGCAAGCAUUAAUGUAGAGAAUGUUGAAGAAAACAGGCGAGCUCUUCGUGAGCUCCUCUUCACUGCUCCCGGUGCUCUCCAGUUCAUCAGUGGUGUUAUAUUCUUCGAGGAAACACUAUACCAAAAAACUGCUUCUGGCAAGCUUUUUGUUGAUGUGUUGAAAGAAUCUGGUGUCCUCCCUGGCAUCAAGGUUGACACCGGCACCGUUGUGCUUAAUGGAACCAAUGACGAGACUUUCACCCAGGGUCUUGAUGGCCUUGCCCAGCGUUGCCAAAAGUACUACGAAGCUGGUGCUCGGUUUGCCAAAUGGCGUGCUGUACUUAAGAUCGGCACUAUUGAACCAACCGAGCUUGCAAUCCAAGAAAACGCCAAUGGCUUAGCCAUGUAUUCCGCCAUCUGCCAACAAUGUGGCUUAGUCCCCAUUGUCGAACCCGAAAUCCUUGUUGAUGGACCACACGACAUUAACAAGUGUGCUGCGGUAACCGAGCGUGUCCUCGCAGCUUGCUACAAAGCUCUAAACGACCACCAUGUGAUGCUCGAAGGUACAUUGUUGAAACCCAACAUGGUGACGCCCGGUUCCGAUUCCCCAAAAGUUGCACCCGAGGUUAUCGCCGAACACACGGUUCGUGCCUUACAACGAACCGUCCCACCUGCAGUCCCUGCAGUAGUGUUCUUAUCUGGUGGACAAAGUGAAGAAGAGGCUACCGUUAACCUCAAUGCCAUGAACAAGCUCAAGACCAAGAAACCAUGGUCACUGUCAUUCUCAUUUGGACGAGCUCUUCAACAGAGCACUCUCAAGGCCUGGGGUGGGAAAGCGGAGAAUGUGGCGAAGGCCCAAGAGGCUUUCCUCGUUAGGUGCAAGGCUAACUCCGAGGCAACUCUUGGUACCUAUAAAGGUGAUGCAAAGCUUGGUGAAGGUGCUGCUGAGAGCCUUCACGUUAAGGACUACAAAUACUGAGAAUUUGGGCCUCUGGUCUAAUGUGUCAUGUUUUGAAGACUAACUUUGGCAUUUAUAAUUAGGCUUUUAUUUCGUUUUUUUGGGUGUGGGGGGUUUUCUGUCGUUUCCCAUCGAAUUUUGGGGUGAAAUUAAACAAAUCUGCAUAGGAGCAUUUGUGCUCGUUAAAUGUGGACUCUUAAUUUUGUUAAAUUUAUAUUUACACUAAAUUUUGCUCUA
Molecule: messenger RNA, 1360 nt
Organism: Gossypium arboreum
Lineage: Eukaryota; Viridiplantae; Streptophyta; Magnoliopsida; Malvales; Malvaceae
Product: fructose-bisphosphate aldolase 6, cytosolic
Exons: 3
Coding region: 68-1144 (358 amino acids)
Biological process (GO): fructose 1,6-bisphosphate metabolic process; glycolytic process
Cellular component (GO): cytosol
Molecular function (GO): fructose-bisphosphate aldolase activity
Source: RefSeq, a predicted model, not a curated record